Messenger RNA from Nilaparvata lugens (brown planthopper), 1929 nucleotides. RefSeq names its product putative vacuolar protein sorting-associated protein TDA6. Lineage: Eukaryota; Metazoa; Arthropoda; Insecta; Hemiptera; Delphacidae. The record is from RefSeq and is a predicted model, not a curated record.
AGCAUUGAGCAGUCGAGUUGUCCCCUUGAGUGCGGUCCACGCUCCUUCAAGGCCGCUCAAGCGUUUAUCCUUUCAAAUAAUUGUCGUCUUCAAAAUAGUGACGGUUUUUGUAAGUCGGUGAUCGCUUAGUAUGUCACUUCGGUAACAAAAUUAACUUAUUUUUUUAAGAUUCUACAGAGUGUAAUGUGUGACCUAGUGUGUGAGAUGUGCAACAGUUGUAUGCUGGUAGAAAUGCCAGCAGCAGUCAUGCAAUAAGUGCAGGAGAGUUUAUAAUUUGGUAAUACGAAUUACACAGUGCAAAUAUCUAUCAGGACGGAUUACAAAAGUGCAUAUCGGACAUAUGAUUAAGAAGUAACUGAUAAUUUACUCAACUCAAAGUCGGUCAAUGGCAAUUUCAUGUAUAAUACAACUGGAAACCAGAUACAAGGACUUGGACGAUGCUGAAAGAUGUUUCAGUUGUGCUCAAGAUUCUUCUAUACUCAGUUGUAACAACACAUUGCUGCCAAAAUCGAAGAAAUGGAUGUCAAACUGCAGACAAUUACACUGAUCACCAGUUGAUCCUUGUCAAAAAAUGGGCGCCUCUAAUCUGGCUUGCACCAGGAGAAGAAUUUCUUCCCAGCAGCACAAAAUCAUUCUUGGAACAUGUUGUGCCAUUCAUGCCUUCAACUUGGUUUCAUGACCAACAAGCAAGAAAAAUUUCAUUCCUGCCCACUGGAUCAGAAUCUCAACAAUGGUUCCUCAAAACUUUUCAAGACGUUGACAAACUCCUAUUCAACAAGUCAUCAAUUCUGUAUGGAGAGAACCCGAACAAAGAGUCAGUGCCAGUUUAUACACACCUGACGAACUGCAAGAAGCAAGGCCAUUUUCAAGUCACCUUUUGGCUUUUCUAUCCCUACAACCGCGGAAAGGAAGUGUGUACACUGAAUACGUUGAUGGGGGUUGUUCCAAUUCCCCGCUGGCUCAACGGCCAGUGCUUGGGUUUGAUGAAGGAAUUUGGAAACCAUGUUGGCGACUGGGAGCAUGUGUCUCUCAAUUUCAAGGGUAAAGAGCACCCAGCUGAAAUGUAUGUGUCAGUUCAUAGUUUCGGAAGCUACUAUAAAUUUGAUGAAACGCGAAACCAGUUCAUCUUACAUGGAAGGAUGGCCAGAUACCGGCCACAGUUUCCAAAAACUGUGAAUUUAAUUCAAGGGAGUCAUCCGGUUUUAUUUGCAGCUAAAGGAUCGCAUGGUCUUUGGGCUACGCCAGGACGUCACAAAUACGUGAACAUUCCGAGUCUAUAUGACGAGAGCGGCUAUGGAGUAAAGUGGACCACUUGGAAAUCUCUGAAAAUCAUCAAAGACUUCAAUUCAGGAUGGCUGAGAUUCCAAGGUCGCUGGGGAAAUCCCCGUGAAAAGUGUUUUCCUCUGUCCAACACCAUAUGUCAACUCGUUGAUGGACCAACUGGUAUACCAAUGAAGAAACUCCACUUUACUUGCUGAGAUGUGUACCUAUCAAUCUGCAGCUAUUGGAGCUAGUCAAUAAUAAAUUUGUAAGAAGAAAAUCUAAAAAUUUCAAGUUUUUGGGAUUUUACUGAUACAAUCAUUUGUCUGACUUCAUCGAGAUUGAGUGGUAGAAUCCCAACUCCUCCAAAUGAAGAAUAUUUUGAAUUCAUUUCAUCAAUGUAUGUAACCACCCACUUGUAAUCUAUUCCAUAAAUAAAUCACCAACUGAAUUUCAACUUGGAUAAUUGCAAGUAAUGAUUUUAAAAAUAUUUGUUCGUGUUCUAAGUUUAAAAGUUUGUUGUAGGCUACUUAUUCACCUAAUUUGUGAAAAACUUGUGAUCAAAUUUAUUAUUUUAUAUUUCGAAUCAAGUUGAAUUUAAACUGUGAUAAGUAGAACAUUUUUGAUAUGAUAAUUAUAUUUGAGAUAUUAUAUUAAAUUCUAAAUUUA